UUGAAAUGUCAAAAGGAAAAGACCAUCGGAGCAAAAUAUAUGAAAUUUUGUAACAAAACAAAAACUUUAUUAUAAACAAAAUAAAAACAUGAGUGAUUUAAAUGAGCGAGUGUUGAUAGCUAAAAACGCUCUCAUGACUGCGUUGGGCAAUAACUAUCAAAAAUACCUGAGCCUAAUGAAAAAUUACUUCCGUCGCAAACUCGAUUACACCGAAUUUGAUUUAGAGUCCCGGAAAUUACUCCCAACGAAUAAAUUACAUUUACACAAUGAAUUAUUUUCGGCGAUUAUGUGUAAAAUUGGUGCAAUAAAUACACCACCACCGCCACCUCCACUCGUCACCACCAGUUCGAAUAGUGGACAACAUUCAUCGUCAUCAUCUCGAUCAUCGAGUCGCAAAAGAAAACGAAGCUCACGCUCCCACAACGAUCGAGCCACCUUCGAACCCUAUGAUUUCUUCGACUUUCUCACUCCGGAUACCUUGGAACCCAUUCGACCGCCGAGCAGCUUCGAGAGUACAAUGCAAAUGAUGCCAUCCGCUCGCUAUUGUGUGCAGGAACUUUUCCUACCCAAUACAGGUUUUAUCUAUGGAAGAUUUCAAAUUGGUGUCUGGGAAAUUGGUUUGGUGCAAGUCGAUGACACUGUAGCCGAGUAUAUGUGCAUUGCAGUGCAGUUUCUGCUGAAGAAUCUCAUCUCGUCGAUUAUUAUGAAGCGAAAGCACUAUAAAGUCACUGGGGAGGGAUCGUAUUAUUAUGAUGUUGGGGCUCCGAUAAAGGAUCCAUUCUUGAGAAAUACCGUCACAAGGCAAAAGAUCGACGAUGGACCAUUGGUGUUGGAUAAAGAAAUAACUUCCCCUAACUUUAUGCGUCGCACCAAUGACGAAGGAAUAUUCCUUUCUGCCUGCGAGGAAGUGUAUCCACAAAAGGGCAACCUCAUCACUCUAAAGGACCUGCAGAAGGCAUUUAACGACAGAAAUAUGCUUGCUUCUCAUACCGUUUAUUCUGUUAAUCGAGAACGCUUAACCCAAAUGCUCCAUUGAAACAAAAUAAAAAUCAAUUUAAAUUUA
Messenger RNA from Eupeodes corollae, 1063 nucleotides. RefSeq names its product transcriptional adapter 1-like. The record is from RefSeq and is a predicted model, not a curated record. NCBI's taxonomy places the organism in Eukaryota, Metazoa, Arthropoda, Insecta, Diptera, Syrphidae. The transcript is spliced from 2 exons. Gene Ontology annotation, molecular function: transcription coactivator activity. Gene Ontology annotation, cellular component: SAGA complex. The coding region runs from base 89 to 1036 and encodes 315 amino acids. Gene Ontology annotation, biological process: regulation of transcription by RNA polymerase II.